GCCAAGAUCUGCGCGCAGCUUGACGGCGCCCUCCUGACCGAUGAGGAGUGCGGCCGAUACCAGGAGAAGUGGACCGCCCUGCCAGACCCCGCACACGGCGGCGCGCAGCCGGCGCCGGAGGGCGCCACCAUUGCGGGGCUCGCGCCGCUGGCCGCGGCCGAGGGGGAGGGCGGAGCCGGGGCGCAUGGGCACGGGCAUGGGGCGCACGGCGGGCACUGA
Molecule: messenger RNA, 219 nt
Organism: Monoraphidium neglectum
Lineage: Eukaryota; Viridiplantae; Chlorophyta; Chlorophyceae; Sphaeropleales; Selenastraceae
Exons: 1
Source: RefSeq, a predicted model, not a curated record